GGCCAGUCAGAUAGCAGAGAGUCUCGGUGGGUUUAAAUAGAGGAGCAGAGCAGCAGAACAUGUACCGAGGUUCAGGACACAAUCAUGAAGUACUUCAUCCUGUUGGCUCUCUUUGCUGCAGCUUAUGCUGCUCCCAUUGAGGAUGACAAGAUUGUUGGAGGCUACGAGUGCAGGAAGAACUCUGCACCCUACAUUGCGUCUCUGAACGUUGGCUACCACUUCUGUGGAGGCUCCCUGAUCUCCAGCACCUGGGUGGUGUCUGCUGCUCACUGCUACCAGUCUCGUAUCCAGGUGAGACUUGGAGAGCACAACAUUGCUGUGAAUGAGGGAACAGAGCAGUUCAUCGACUCAGCCAAGGUCAUCCGCCACCCCAACUACAGCAGCUACAACCUGGACAAUGACAUCAUGCUGAUCAAGCUGAACAAGCCCGCCACCGUGAACAGCUACGUCAAAACCGUGUCUCUGCCCUCGUCCUGUGCUGGCACCGGCACUUCCUGUCUGAUCUCUGGAUGGGGAAACACCAGCAGCUCUGGAAGCUACUACCCUGAUAGGCUCAUGUGUCUGGAUGCCCCCAUCCUGAGUGACUCCAGCUGCAGGAACGCCUACCCUGGACAGAUCACCUCCAACAUGAUCUGCGUUGGAUUCCUGGAGGGAGGCAAGGACUCCUGCCAGGGUGACUCUGGUGGCCCCGUGGUGUGCAAUGGUCAGCUGCAGGGUGUGGUGUCCUGGGGUUACGGCUGCGCCCAGAAGAACAAGCCUGGAGUUUACACCAAGGUCUGCAACUUCAACACCUGGAUUCGCAACACCAUGUCCUCCAACUAAAUGGAUAU
Nematolebias whitei (Rio pearlfish) is the source of this 830-nucleotide messenger RNA. RefSeq names its product trypsin-3. Bases 85 to 822 code for a protein of 245 amino acids. The record is from RefSeq and is a predicted model, not a curated record. The transcript is spliced from 5 exons. Gene Ontology annotation, molecular function: serine-type endopeptidase activity. Lineage: Eukaryota; Metazoa; Chordata; Actinopteri; Cyprinodontiformes; Rivulidae. Gene Ontology annotation, biological process: proteolysis.